AUGUAACAAACUCCAAGAGCUAUUUAAUUGAUUGCCAUCGAGCCUUAAACUAAAAGUAUUAAAACAAACGAAUUUAUUAGAAUUAGUCCUUUGUUAGGAAGCUGUGUAGAUAAUAAAAUCUUUUAAUGAUAAAUGCAAGAAUUUUGCUGUGAUUGUGGUUGUUGGUAAAUACAGAACAGGAAAAAGCUAUUUAAUUAAUUAGUUGUUACUCUAAUAAAGCAGAGGAUUUGAAGUUGGAUCUACUAUCAAUUCAUGUACUAAGGUAAGGAAUAUUGAAAAAUAUUAUUACAGGGCUUAUGGAUGUGGUCAGAGUUGAUCUAUUUUGAGUCAGGUAGAAAUAAAGAACCCAUCCCAGCAAUUUUAAUUGAUACCGAAGGAAUUGGUUCAGUCGAAGAAGAUAUGAAUCAUGAUGUUAAAGUGUUCCUUUUGGCAAUGUUAAUGAGCAGCUAUUUUAUUUACAAUAGUGUUGGGACUAUCGAUGAUAUGGCAUUGCAGAAUUUGGGGUUGAUUGUAAAUUCCUUUGUAAAUUAUAGGUUAAUUUAACAAAAAUGCUUUAGAAGGCAGAUUAAAAUACAUAGAAGGAUUUAUUUGAAACCUUUCCCUCUUUUUUGUGGAUCUUGAGAGAUUUCACACUCCGACUAGAGGAUGAGUAUGGGAAUAAGAUCCUUCCAAAGGAUUAUUUAGAAGCUGCACUCAAGCCUUUAAAAGGAAUAAGUGAAACUAUAGAGAAUAAAAAUAAAAUUAGGAGACAUAUAUCUUAAUUCUUUUCUGAAAGAGAUUGCAUCACUCUUGUCAGGCCUACAGAGGAUGAGAAAGCUCUUCAAUAAUUAGGUAGUGUAAAAUUUGAAGAACUAAGAGUAGAAUUUUAGGAAUAGGUGCUUGCCUUGAGAAAGAAAUUAUCAUUUAAGGUUUAGUUCAAGUAAUAUAAAGGCAAAGCCAUAACUCCCUUCACUUUUAUUGAAAUGUCUAAGUAAUAAUAACAUGUUGAAAUUUAGGUAUUUUGUGGAUGCGAUAAAUCAAGGUACUUUACCUGAAAUUGCAACUUAAUGGCAGAUGAUUCAAGAACAGGAAUUCGAAUAUCAUAUUAACACGUAAAUUGAUUAUUACAAGUAAGCAAUAGAAGAGUUCUUUCAGGAUGAGGACUUGGGAGAUUUGCUUGAAUUGCAUUAAAUAGUAAAUCUAUAUUUAAUUAGUAGUUGUUGAAGAAAAUUAAAAAUUAUUUAGAAGGGAAUAGUGAAAAAGAAAUCUUUAUAAAGAAAUGGAAGAGUGUGAAAAAGGAUUUAGAAAGAUUGUUUAAUGAUUCAUAAAGAAGAUAUCAAGAUCUGCAAUUAGUUUAAUUGGAAACAAUAAAAAACAAUUUUAUAGAUGAAAUUCACCAUUAUGAUAAAGAGGACUUCUGGGGUAUCGUUGACAUAGCAAAUAAUGCUGUGUCCGAAUAUCUCUCUAAAAAUAUUAAUACUAAUGAACUUUAGAAAUAUAUCACAUAGGUAUGGGAAAGUACGGUGCAAAGAAUAUAGCAUGAAUUUCAUAUUAUUAAAAAUCUGUCUAAUUUGCAUAUUCAAAUUUAAUCAAAAUAAGAGCUUGAAAUUAGGAGAUUAUAAACAGAAUUGCAGAGUUAUUAGGAAUUUUAAUUGGAGGAUAAUAGAUAAAAGGAUAAACUAAUUGAAAAAUUAAAACUUGAAAAUGAAUAGAUCAAAAAGCGAAAUUCUGUUUCAGAAACUCUUAUUUCUGAUCUAAAAUUAUAAUUAGAAUAGUUACAAUAAGAUCAUAAUUAAUAAUUAAAAUCAGUAGACAAUCAAAAUAAAUAAGAAUUAAAUAAAUUGAGAUCCAUAAUAUCCAAAUUUGAAUAAAGAGUUAUAGAUUCAAAUGUCAACAUUGAUAAAUUUUCUAAUCUUUAUCAAUAACAAGAGAAAGAACACCAAUCAGAAUAAAAUGAACUCAAAUUAGAAAUCUUGAAAUUGAACUCAUAGAUUUCAGACUAUCAAGUAUAGAUCAAAGAGAAUAGAAGUGACAUCGAAGGUGAUAAAAAGAAUGAAAAUUAUUAUUCAGCCAGAAAGUAAUAAAAACAUAAUACCAAUGAUUGUGCCUUCAUUAAUAAUAUGCAAAAACAAAGUGAAAAUACGUUGCAAGAAUGGAAAUAUUAAAAAGAAUAUAUAAGAAAAUAAUUAUAAGAAGCUUACUAUAAAAUAUAAGAAGAAAAGAAACAAAAUGAUGCACUCAUUAAUAGUUUAAAGUAAUAUUGA
Molecule: messenger RNA, 2243 nt
Organism: Paramecium octaurelia
Lineage: Eukaryota; Ciliophora; Oligohymenophorea; Peniculida; Parameciidae
Source: the annotation of a GenBank genome assembly